This is a messenger RNA of Mastomys coucha (southern multimammate mouse), 8927 nucleotides long. It is a transcript of the gene Pcdh11x, whose product is annotated as protocadherin 11 X-linked. The transcript is spliced from 9 exons. The record is from RefSeq and is a predicted model, not a curated record. Gene Ontology annotation, biological process: homophilic cell-cell adhesion. Gene Ontology annotation, cellular component: plasma membrane. Gene Ontology annotation, molecular function: calcium ion binding. The coding region runs from base 645 to 4709 and encodes 1354 amino acids. Lineage: Eukaryota; Metazoa; Chordata; Mammalia; Rodentia; Muridae.
AAAAGGGCUGGCUUGGCAGUGGCUCCUUGCAGUCGACGAACUGUCAGGGCGGGAGUAGCUGUGAGCCAGAGCAGCCAGCAGCGGCCCGCGCAGCAAAGCGGAAAGCCAGGCUACCAGAGUGCAAGGAGUCGCGGUGGCACAAGCUACUCAGGCGACACAGGCAGCCCAGCUAGCCCGGGCCGCCCGACCAGCCUCACAACCAGCCUCCAAGACAAACAGCUGCUCCGCGGACUGCGAGCUGUGGCGGUAGAUCCCGCUACAGCAAUCGCAGUCUCUGUGGAGCGGGCGGAAGCCCUUUUUCUCUUUUUUCGUCCCCCUCUUCAUUCUACUAAUAGAGGAGUCUAAACAGUAGCUUCAGCGAAGCUGAAUGAAACUCUGAUCUGGGAAAGUGCGGGGAUGCAGAGUUGACGCCCCAGACCAUUAGGGGAGACUCCUGGAGCAAGCCCAGCUGAGGGGCAGUGCCUCACCAGUGAAUCCGCGGUGGACCCUGGAAGCUGGCCCAGCUGUGCUCCUCUCUCUGGGGUCUCCGAUUUGAGUCCAGGUUUGAUAGCGCAACCCCCGUGGGGAGCGACCCUUGCCGCAGGGCUUCGGAAAACUGUGCGCACAGCAGGGCGCCCAGCGUCUACUGGAUUGGUCUUCCUGGCAUGAUCCCAUUUCUUCCUGCCCUGGGACCUAGUGGAUGUAGAGAUGUAUAUCGUGAGCUGACAAACAGUACCCUUAGUAUUGAGAGUGGUAUGGACUUGUUGUCCGGGACGUAUAUAUUUGCGGUCCUGUUAGCAUGCGUCGUGUUUCAGUCUGGCGCCCAGGAGAAGAAUUAUACAAUCCGAGAAGAAAUGCCAGAAAACGUCUUGAUUGGAAACUUAUUCAGAGACCUCAACUUGUCACUUAUUCCGGACAAGUCCUUAACCACUCCUAUGCAGUUCAAAUUAGUUUACAAAACCGGGGAUGUACCAUUGAUUCGCAUUGAAGAGGGUACUGGAGAGAUCUUCACUUCUGGCGCACGUAUUGAUCGUGAGAAAUUAUGUGCAGGAAUUGUGUUGGAUGCCAGUUGCUUUUACGAAGUGGAAGUUGCUGUUUUGCCGGAUGAAAUAUUUAGAUUGGUUAAGAUACGCUUUCUGAUAGAAGACAUAAAUGAUAAUUCACCGUUAUUCCCGACAACUGUCAUCAACAUAUCAAUUCCAGAGAACUCAGCUAUAAACUCUCGAUAUUCUCUUCCGGCAGCCAUUGAUCCUGACAUCGGAAUAAAUGGAGUCCAAAAUUACCAACUAAUUAAGAGUCAAAAUAUUUUCGGCCUUGAUAUUAUUGAAACACCAGAAGGAGACAAGAUGCCCCAGCUGAUUGUUCAAAAGGAGUUAGAUAGAGAAGAGAAGGAUACGUAUGUGAUGAAAGUAAAAGUUGAAGAUGGUGGCUCUCCUCAAAGAUCCAGUACAGCUAUUUUGCAAGUUAGUGUUGCUGAUAUGAACGACAACCAUCCAGUCUUCAUAGAGAAGGAAAUUGAAGUCAGUAUACCAGAAAAUGCUCCUAUAGGUUCUUCAGUGACACAGCUCCAUGCCACAGAUGCAGACAUAGGUGAAAAUGCCAGAAUUCACUUUUAUUUCAGCAAUCUAGUCUCCAACAUCGCUAAGAGACUAUUUCAUCUUAACGCCACUACUGGACUUAUUACUAUCAAAGAACCACUAGAUAGGGAAGAAUCAUCAAGUCACAAGUUAUUGGUUUUGGCAACUGAUGGCGGAUUGACACCAGCAAGAGCAACGGUUCUGGUAAAUGUCACAGAUAUCAAUGAUAAUGUGCCAUCAAUUGACAUAAGAUACAUCGUCAAUCCAACCAAUGGCACUGUGUUUCUUUCAGAGAAUGCUCCGCUUAACACUAAAAUUGCUCUUAUAACUGUGACGGAUAAGGAUUCUGAACAUAAUGGUAGAGUAACAUGCUUCACAGAUCAUGAAGUUCCUUUCAGAUUGCGACCAGUAUUCAGUAAUCAGUUUCUCUUGGAGACUGCUGCAUUUCUUGACUUUGAGUCCACAAAGGAAUAUGCCAUUAAAUUACUGGCCGCUGAUGCUGGCAAACCUCCUUUGAAUCAGUCAUCUACGCUCCUGAUCAAAGUAAAAGAUGAAAAUGACAAUGCUCCGGUUUUCACCCAGUCUUUCAUAAGCCUUUCUGUUCCUGAGAAUAACUCUCCUGGUGCACAGUUGACAAAAAUCAGUGCAACAGAUGCAGACAGCGGACAAAAUGCUGAAAUAAGCUACAUGCUAGGUUUUGAUGCACCACCUGAAUUCAAUCUGGAUCGUCGUACAGGCAUCCUGACUGCAGUGAAGAAACUAGAUAGAGAAAACCAGGAAAAAUAUUACUUUACAGUCCUGGCACAGGACAAUGGAAUUCCACCUUUAAUGUCCAAUGCCACUGUCUUUGUGACUGUUCUUGACCAAAAUGAUAAUAGCCCAAUGUUCACUCACGAUGAGUACAACUUCUAUGUUCCUGAAAACCUUCCAAAACAUGGCACAGUAGGGCUAAUAACUGUGACUGAUCCUGAUUAUGGAGAGAAUUCUGCAGUUACUCUCUCCGUCUUAGAUGUGAAUGAUCAAUUCAGUAUUGAUCCACAGUCUGGUGUCAUCAAGCCAAAUAUUUCAUUUGACAGAGAAAAACAAGAAUCUUAUACUUUCUAUGUAAAAGCUGAGGAUAGUGGUAGGGUAUCACAAUCUUCAAUUGCUAAAGUAACCAUAAAUGUGGUUGAUGUCAAUGAUAACAAACCAAUUUUUAUUGACCCUCCUUCCAAUUACUCCUUUGAAUGGGUUCUACCAUCCACAAAUCCUGGCACAGUCGUCUUCAAGGUUGUUGCAAUUGAUGAUGAUAUUGGCAUGAAUGCAGAGGUUCAAUACAGCAUUGUUGGAGGAAAUAUCAAAGGACUUUUUAUGAUUGAAGAAAUAUCAGGCAACAUCACAUUGAAGGAGAAGUGUAUGGCUUCAGAUCUUGGUUUACACCGAGUCAUAGUCAAGGCUAAUGAUUUAGGACAACCUGAUUCUCUCUUCAAUGUUGUAUAUGUCAAUUUCUUUGUAAAUGAGUCCGUGCCCAAUGCCACACUGAUUUAUGAACUGGUGCGCAGAAGCAUUGAUGCACCUGCAAAUCAAAAUACUGAAGCAACUAAUGCAUCCUCACCAACAAUUGAUUAUGCCAAGAUCAUGAUUGCCGUUGUUGCUGGCGGCAUAACUGUCCUCCUAGUUAUUUUCAUCACUGCUGUAGUAAGAUGCCGCCGCCAAUCACCACGCCUUAGGGCUUCUCAGAGAAACAAACAGAAUUCUGAGUGGGCUACUCCAAACCCAGAAAACAGGCAGAUGAUUAUGAUGAAGAAGAGGAAGAAAAAGAAGCAACCCCCCAAGAACCUGCUGCUUAAUUUCGUUACUAUUGAAGAAGCAAAGCCAGAUGAUGAUGAAAAUGAGAGAAACAGCAUCACACUAGAUCUUCCCAUUGAGCUGGAAGAGCAAACCAUGGGCAGAUACAACUGGGGCACUUCUACCUUCAAGCCUGAUAGCCCUGAUUUGGCUCGACACUACAAAUCUGCCUCUCCCCAGCCUGCAUUCCAGAUUCAGCCUGAAACGCCCCUGAACUCAAAGCACCACAUCAUUCAGGAACUGCCUCUUGAUAAUACCUUCGUUGGCUGUGAUUCCAUCUCCAAAUGCUCCUCCAGCAGUUCCGAUCCUUACAGUGUUUCUGAGUGUAGCUAUCCAGUGACAACCUUCAAGGCCCCCGUGACUGUGCAUACUAGACCGCCAAUGAAGGAGAUGGUACGAUCUCACACACCCAUGAAAGAGGCAACCACUGUAGAAAUCUGGACUCAUCCACAACCACAGCGGCGAUCUGAUGGAAAAAAGGCAGGAAAGUCACAGAGACGUGUCACAUUUCACCUACCUGAAGGCUCUCAGGAAAGCAUCAGUGAUGGUGGAUUGGGAGACCAAGAUGCAGGCAGCCUUCCCAGUACAUCCCAUGCACUGCCUCUUGGCUAUCCUCAUGAAGAGUAUUUUGAUCAUGCUGCACCAAACAACCGCACUGAAGGGGAUGGCAACUCUGAUCCUGAAUCUACUUUCAUUCCUGGACUAAAGAAAGCUGCGGAAAUAACAGUGCAGCCAACUGUGGAAGAAGCCUCUGACACCUGCACUCAAGAAUGCCUCAUCUUGGGCCACUCUGAUUCCUGCUGGAUGCCAGCUGCUCUGACCAAUCCUAGACCUUCACAGAUAAAGACCUCUGCUAUCUGCCACAGCCCACCCAGGACCCGCUCGUCGGCUCGUCGCUACAGCCCUCCAGUGACACAGACAGUUGCUAUCUGCCACAGUCCCCCUGUGACACAGGCUAUUGCACUGUGUCACAGUCCACCACCAGCACAGGCCUCUGCAGUCUGCUAUAGCCCGACUCUAGUUCAGGCUGUGGUAAUUCACCACAGUCCUCCUCUGCCAGAGUUUGCCACACUCCAUCACGUUCAGGCACAACCACCAAUGGGUUUGCAGCAAGAAUGGGUGCAGGGUGCUGGAGCAGACGGACUGUAUCCUAUUGAUGAGGGAGUACAGGGUAGUACAAGAGAUCAGUUUUACACCAUAACUGAAAUAGUUCAUCCAGAUGAUGAUGACUCAGUUAAAGUCAUUCCCUUGACCACCUUUACUUCAGGUCAACAGGCCAGAUCCUCAAGAGGUGAUUCUCCCAUCAUAGAGGAGCAUCCCUUGUAAAGAGUAACAUUCAACUUUAAUGAGUAUUCUAAUUUGGGAUGUUUAUAAAUAGCUGUGUAAAUAGAAACAGAUAACAGAAUCAGACUAGAGCUAGACCCUUAGUCAAAAGAUGAUAAAAUAAAUUUAAAAUCUAAUUUGGACUGUGAAUUUUCAAAAGAAGUAAAGAAUUUAUAUCCAUAUGUACAGAAAGGCUUAUCAUGACAGAAAUUAAUAUGUAAUAUAUAAUAUUUCUGAUGUACUCUGAUGAAUUUUUAUUUUUUACCGCCAUGUGCAAUAUUACUGAUUUCUUCUUUUCUGAUUUUUGUGAAUUCAGUAUGUAGUUAUUGGGAAAUUGGCCGUGAUCUGAUUUUCCAAGUUUACCGUUAGUUUGUCUGUUUUUCUAAGUUUGCCUUUAGUUUUUGUAAAUACUGUUUCAGAUAAAAUUAGAUGGCACAGUUCUAUAGCAUUUUUGUUCAUCUUUUGUUUUGUUUAUUCUAGUUGCCUUUAUUUUUUUAAUUGUAUUUUUACCUUCGAAAAUGUACAGUGGGGGGUGUAAAUAAAAUAUUUUACAGUUUUUUGUCUCUAUCACUGUUUUUUAUGUUUUCUACCUUUAUUUCAAGUACAUAUUGAUAUAAUUUGUAUAUACAUUUUUUCAAAAAGAACAUAUAUAAACUGUACAGAACUAGGUUUUAACCUACUUCUCUACUCUUUAGUAGAGUUCGAGACACUGAAGUGCAAUAGCUAGGCCCAUAUUAGGCAACUAUUAGCCAGAAUGGGCCUGUGCUUUUUUAUAUUUAUAUGUUUUUGAAGUGUAGUGUAAAGUACAUCAGAAAUACUAUUGUAUAUACCAUGGUAAGCCUAUAUACCAAUACAAAUUAGGUAUUUAUCUUCUGGAACUUGUAUAUAAAAUUCAUGAAACAGGUGGGGAGGUUCAAUAAAUUAUUAGCACAUAACUAUUACUGCAAAGUAGUAUUUCUAAAGAUAAUUGAGAUGUUUUAAAUAUCGAUUUGACAGCUCAAUGGCUGUCACUGAAAAUGCUCAGUAAAAAUGAACAAACAAAUAAAAUUGUACAUAAAGCCCCGUAUUAAGGAUAUAAGGCUAAGGGAAUUUUUUUUAAUCAAUCUAGCUCAAUUUACUGAAGAAAACUACUGAAAACAAGGUCAAAUCAAGAAAGAACUUUUCAAGAGACUUAAUUCUAAAUCUACCAAGUGUAUUACAGCACUGAAUUUCAAAGAGAUAUGCAGACAAGAGAAAUGAGGUUCAUAACUGCUUCUUGGGGUGGAUAAGAAAUACCCCAGUAACACACUGAACAACAAAAUCUCACAUAUGACAAGAAUACAUUGUAAGCAAAGAAAACAGUAUCCAUAGUAAACAACAGUUUCCAUUUGUUACCUACACAUUAAUUUCUGUAUUGUCUACUUAACUAGCGAUUAUCUUUUGUGUGCACAUUUCACAAAUUUAGAGAAACACCACAAGCUUAAUUUACCCCCACAAUAAAAUAAAGAAAAUGUCUUGUUUCAGUAUAAUACUAAACCAAGAAUUAAUUACUGUUUGGGUUCGGGGGUCCAGAAUAUUUCGUGUUGACUAAAUUAGAUGUAGACUUUGUAAUGUGUAACUUGAAGAUACGUAAUUUAUGAUUAAAUUGUGUGUAAAUGUUGUAGUAUAAACUGUGGUAAAUAUAUAAUUUCAUUAGUAAUGGUUUCCAAUGACUGUUAAUAAAUGAUUUCCUUUGUGUGACUGCAGGUUAAGUAGCGUUUUGUGAAUAUAUUGUUGCCCCACUUGUGAAGCUCACUAGAUUGUAUAUGAUUUGGUGUAUAGAAUAACUUAACUUUUAACACCUAGAGUCUAAUGAGUGAAAUUUCAAAUUAAUUAGUGAAAUUGUUUUUUCCUCUUUGUAUUUGUUAGUGGUUCCAGUGAUUUGAGGCAUGCUGGUUUUCCAGAUGCACAAAACCCCAAAAGUAUUGAUGGUGUUUGAAACUUUAUUGAAAUAAGAUCAUGUAUAUGUAUUGAUAUUGUUGUGAUUAUUGUUGUUAAUAUAAAUUAUAAACCUGGGGAAGAUAAAGAAACCCAGAAUGACAAAAUCAGUGCUUCCAGUAGAGUUAGAUUGCUGUUUUUCCUCUCAACACACAUAUUCAAAAUAGAAAAAAGGAAAAAAAACAGAUUGUUUAAGUGAGAAUUUUUGUUUUAAUUAUUUAUAUUUUCUUUCAUUACUAGUAUAGUUAUAUUUAUACUCAUAUAUACAAACUGGAAAGGAGAUUAAAAUGGAGGGUAAAUUUUUCAAAUAAAUAGUGUAUCAGUAACUUGAAUGCUUACUUUACUAAUGGAAAUAUGAAAUCUGAAAUUGAGAUUUUUUUUCUGAUUAUGAGACUUACUGAAUUACGAGGGAAGCUCUUAUAUCCUUAUGUUUAACAAAUUGGAAAGUAUUGAUACCUUUCCUAGAUAUAUAGGAAUGUACAGACAUGCUUUUUAUGCCCUUUCUAAAUCUGGUUUUAUAAUCAGACUUAGACAGUGUUUAGGAAAUUAAAUGACUGGGCACUCUCUUCUGGUUUUAUACCACAGAGAUGUUGAAUGGAAGCAGGCUGGACAAAGCCAAAGAGGCAAGGGGUUUGAGCCCAGUUCUUCUCCCCUAUGCAUUCUCUUUCUUAGCUUCCACUAGGUAUAGCCUUGGAAACCAGAAACUUCCAGGGCUGUAGAUUUGGUGAGAUAUUUCUCAUCACAUUAUACGUUAUUUCUUUGAAUGGAUGGACAGAGCUAUAGGUUGACAAAGCUGAUAAGUGGUUCUUCUGAAAAGCAAAUUAUUUUCUCCUAGAACUGCAAGAUGCCCUUAUUUACCAUCAGUUAAAAAUGUUUCCACCAGAAAAAGCUAAAGAUUUGAUUUUAUUUCAACUUAAACAGUGAUAUGGUAUUUUCAUAUGUUUGCCAGACUGGUUAUACUAUAUUUUGGUCAUAUUCUGUUAAAAGGUGACUAUUAAUUUUUUAUCUAUAGCUUUAAUAUACACACUUCUAAUUGUAUUCAAACUGUGUAUCUCAUGUGCUAAAUACAUAUACAUUCAUUUCUCAGAAUUUAUCUCCAAGUUUUAACUAAUACUGUGUCAGUGUAUUAAAACUAACAUUUACAUAUACUACAAACAAUGUAGACAAUUUAGAGGAUAAAUUUUACAGUCUCAUUUAGUACUUUAACAUUUUAUUUUCAGUUACACAAAUGUGGUUAGAAAAUAUAUUGUUAAAUGAUUAGUGCUAUUGUGCAGUGGUGACAGUAUGAAGAGCUUCUGCCUUCUCAAACUAAUGUUUGUCACACACUUUCAUUAAAAUGGUAAAAUAGUAGACUAAAGGAAUCCUAAAUUGGGCAGUCCUGAAAUUUCAAUCAUGUCGUACACAAAAGAUAACUUUACUCCUGAGUAAGUUACAUGACAUUUAGCCCUAAGCAUAUUUUAAGUUUUCUUUAAUAUUUUAUUAAGGCUUAAUGUAGCUAUACCUAAUAUACAUUUAUAAAGUUAUGAUUUUCUUUGUAUUCUUCUAAUUUAUGAUUCAUUAUAUUUAUACUUUGUUUUAUUUUUCUUUUUGUUUUUAUAAGCCAAGUUCUAGCUACAUUGAAGUGAAAAUUUUUCUCACAAAUGUAGGGUACAAUUUUUGGUAUUUUCAAGUGGCCUAAUUGACCUGCAUACUAUGGGAGCAGAGCAACUGAUUAUAUACAGACAGAGACAUUUCUAUAACAUGUGCCAAUUAUCUCACUACAGACUCUUAGACAGCAAACUUAAUAUAUUCAUACACAGUAGAUUUCAUACAGUAACCAUCCAUGUGCUUUCCAUAAAUAUGAUUAUUAUAAGCACUGUAAGUUUACAACAUUAAGACUAGAGAAGAAAAGGCUGCUCAUAAAAAUGUGUGUGUACAAAUUAAAAAAAAAAGAAGGCAAUUGUUUUGUGAUUGUAUAUGAUAAUUUUAAGAAUAAAAUUUGUGAAAUUUAUGCUGUCCCUGCUUAAAAUAUUUGAAAAUUUUGAACUGUGUAUUUAUGUUUGUAUUGAGGAAGACUCCUCCUCUGUGACAUCAUACAGCUUCUAAAAGUGAACAGUAUCCCAAAUUAUGGGGUGCUUUGGAAAUGAAGGAUUGGAUGUUUUUUGGACCAGUAUGGCAGUAUGUAGUCCAGUGACAACUGUGUAUUAAUUGUUCUAUUUCAGGUUCUGUAUUGCAUGUUUUCUUAUUCAUAAAUAUAGAUAUUAAUAAAGUAGUUAUGAGAAAUAA